Molecule: messenger RNA, 645 nt
Organism: Saccoglossus kowalevskii
Lineage: Eukaryota; Metazoa; Hemichordata; Enteropneusta; Harrimaniidae
Molecular function (GO): protein binding
Source: RefSeq, a predicted model, not a curated record
GUUAGUCAGGAACGCAGCCACUUUGCUGUUGACACCAUUAGGCUAGUACCAUAUUCAGAGUUACUGAAAUGAAUUCAAAAUUAUGUGUUGUUUUACUCGUCUUAAUGAGUGUGUUGCGAAGUGGUGCAUCUGCACAAUGCAAUCCAAGGUACGAAUAUGAAUGUGGUGAUGGCACUUGCAUUAUCCGUUAUUGGCGAUGUGAUGGCGUUCACGACUGCAAAGAUAAUUCUGAUGAAACUAAUUGUGGUCAAGUCUGUUACGAUUGUUCCUAUAAGUAUGACCCUGAUUACCCAGACUACUUUGGAUGUAUGCCUGACAAAUAUCCAAACUAUUGCUUUAAAGAUGAAAUCUGUUCUACUGAGUACACCAAGACAGAAAAUGGUAUUAUUAUUUCUCUCGGAUGCAUGAAUCAACUUGAAUGCUCUGUAAACAAUUCGAAGAAUGAUGAUAGUUGUAACAAAGAUGACCCUGGUGCUACGGAAACAAGCUGUACAUUUUGCUGCGACAGCGAGUACUGCAAUGACGCAUAAAGAUAAAUGUUUCGUCUUUUUGCGUAUCGCGAUUAGUUAUUUUCACUAAAAUGGUGAUCAUGUGGUAUAGUUAUGUGUAUUAAGUAAUACUUGAAUAAAUAUAGAACAACUGUAA